AUGGCGUAUCUAAAUACCAUCGGUUGCGGCGAAAGUCUAUCUAGCUCUCGACCUCCUCUAUUUGAUCACUUGUGGAACAAACUUGUGGUCACUUAUGAAGGAACCACUGAUAUUAAAGAUUCUCGUAUGGAUACUCUAAUUAUGGAGUACGAGAACUUUAAACUCCAAGAAGGAGAAAAUAUCAUCGACAUGGAGACUCGAUUCACUCGUAUUGUCGAUGAACUGGCUCAACUCGGGAAGAACUACAUGCAAAAUGAAAAGAACCGACGAGUUCUUAAAUCUCUUCCUCCGAGUUGGAAAGUCAAAGUUACAACUAUCAAAGAGAUGCACAAUCUCAAUGAAUAUCACAUCGAUAAUUUAUUUGGAAAUCUUCGUGCCUAUGAGGAAGAUAAUGUCCCGGAUAUUGUCAUUCCUAAAGUAGAAGACAAAAAGAAAAAUAUGGCACUCAAAGCCAUAUUAAUCGAUGAUGAUGAUAACGACGAAGAAUUGAACGAAGAACUCCAAAAUCUUGAUGAAGGAGAGAUUGCUCUAUUAACGAGACAACUUCGUCGUGUGCUUCAAAGAAAGCUCAAAGAUAUGAAAAAGGCUUCCUCAAAUCAAACAAUCAACAAAGACUAUAAUAAAGGCAAAGGAAUUCAAAAUUCAAAUUCCUACAACAAUGCAAACAACAACAACAUCAACAACAACAACAACAACAACUAUACUCCUCCUAAGCCAAAAGAGCAUGUUCAAGAGGAGACGCAAGAUGUUUGUUUUGAAUGCAAACAACCGGGUCACUACAAGAGAGAAUGUCCUAAGCUAGCCAAAGGACGUGUUCUCGUAGCAGAAAACGGUAUGGAUCUAAGUGAGGAUGAAGAAGUAUCUGAAGCUAGUGAAGAAGUUGUCAAUCUAUGCUUAAUGGCUUCAGAUGACGCAUCUACUUCCACUGAUGAUUCCUCUACGAACCAAGAGGUAGGUGGUCCCUCACGUGUAUUAGACAAUAUGCAUCUAUUUAUUGAUUCUAGCUUAAAUCUGCUUGACAUGUCUAAAAGUGAUCUAAUUGAUUUGCUAGUCCAUAUAAAUAGUAGAUAUUGUGAUGCUGAUCAAAGAUUUCUUUCGAUAUGGUCGGAACAUGAAAAACUCAAAAAUUCGAGUAUAAAUCAACAAGAGGAGUUGACUCGAAUAAAAGAAUCGAUGAUCAAAUGUGAGAAUGAGCUAAAUUCUCUCAAUAAUCAAAAUGAUCACCUAAAGCUUGUAAAUAACAAGUACAAGGACAACAUCACUAAUCUUGAAGUUGAGAAUGUUUCCUUGAUACUUCAAGCUGAAGAAUUGGAAAAUGAGAAGACACAAUUAAAUGAAAAUAAUUGUGGGCUUCAUGUUGAUCUAUUGAACUUGAAGAUUCUAAAUGAAUCAUUGACUCAAGAAAAGUCAUAUCCAAGUCAAAUAAAGAGUUCUCUUGAAAUUGAAAAAGAAAUGAUCCUAGUCUUAAAAGAAAAGGAUGAAAAGUUUCUGUUUGAAACACAGAAACAAGAUUGA
Messenger RNA from Daucus carota subsp. sativus, 1515 nucleotides. RefSeq lists its product as uncharacterized. Gene Ontology annotation, molecular function: nucleic acid binding; zinc ion binding. The transcript has 2 exons. NCBI's taxonomy places the organism in Eukaryota, Viridiplantae, Streptophyta, Magnoliopsida, Apiales, Apiaceae. The coding region runs from base 1 to 1515 and encodes 504 amino acids. The record is from RefSeq and is a predicted model, not a curated record.